AUGGAGGAGACAACACCAGACCCAGACUUUGUGGAUGUGGACCAGGGCUUAACUCUGGCAUGUAUAGCCUUCCUCUGCCUGCUGCUAGUGGCCAUGAUCAUCCGCUGUGCCAAGGUUAUCAUGGACCCAUACAGCGCCAUCCCCACCUCCACCUGGGAGGAGCAACACCUGGAUGAUUAG
Molecule: messenger RNA, 180 nt
Organism: Chanos chanos (milkfish)
Lineage: Eukaryota; Metazoa; Chordata; Actinopteri; Gonorynchiformes; Chanidae
Gene: ctxnd1
Product: cortexin domain containing 1
Exons: 1
Coding region: 1-180 (59 amino acids)
Source: RefSeq, a predicted model, not a curated record